Molecule: messenger RNA, 1216 nt
Organism: Cylindrotheca closterium
Lineage: Eukaryota; Bacillariophyta; Bacillariophyceae; Bacillariales; Bacillariaceae
Source: the annotation of a GenBank genome assembly
AUUUGUGAAGAAGAGUGCUGAUGCUGAGUAUGAUUUCUUGGAUUUCUGGGAAGCUAAUCAAAAGUUCUUUGCUAUGAAGCAAGGAACAACAGAAAACUUGAUGCAUUUCAAGGAACGAUUCUUGAGACAGGCUGAAGUCCUGCAAGAUCUAUAUGACGUGGCCUGGUUCCGACAUUUUGCAGUCAAGACAAAAGCGUAUGCUGCUAUUGCUAGUACCGAUACUGCUGCUCAAAACAAGUUCAAGGAUGAUAUCUUUGAAGCCGUUCUUGCAACAGGAUUUCUCUUCAACUGCGAUCAAACGAGAACAGCUCCUCUGAUGCUGGAUCUUCAGACAAACUAUUGCAGAGAAGUUGAUUCUUAUCCAAAGACGAUUGAUCAAGAUGAAAUUGAUGCUUUACUUGAAGAAGCGGAAGAAUUUAUUGAAAACUAUGGUGAUGAACACACCAAAAAUGUUGAAGAACAGACAGAAGACAGGAGUGUUGCAAGUAUUUAUGAACAAUUGAGAUGGAGAAAUGAUGAUGAUAAUUCCGAUCAAGAUCCCAAUCCAAAUGACAAAUAUCAGAAUGAUAAGGAUUUAAAUGAAAAGAUUCAAGAAAUUGAAAAAGACAUUCAAAAAGACAAGGAAGAUGUCAAAUCACUUAACGAUGAAGAACAAAUCGAGGAAACCCGCAAAACAUAUGAGGAAAAUGACGAUUUAAUUGAUCAAAUUCAAGAUGAAAUCAAAGAAUGUGAAAAUCAAGUCAAUGAUAUUCACGAAUUUGUGGCAAAUUUGGAUGAUAAUGAGAAUGAAAAUGAUUUGAAUGAAAUAAUUUCAAUGAAGGAAAAUUCAAGGAAAAGGAUUCCAAAAAAAGAGUCAAAAUACAAUCUACUAUUACAACAGGUUGGAAGUGACAAGAAAGCCGAAUAUGGAAGAGAUAAGGCAACUCUGAUUGCGCGAUUCAUGCAACAAAUCAAGGAUAAAGUUCAAAAUGAAGGAGUAUCGUUUAUCCAACUAUACUACCUAAAUAUGGGACUGAAAUUAUUGAGAGAAGAAGGUAAUAAGGCUGUGAUGAAAGAGCUUGACCAAUCGAUACAAAGGGAAUGUUGGGAACCAAUUCAUGUUGAAGACAUGACUGAUUUGGAAAAAAGAAGAGCCCAAGAUGCUAUGAUGUUAUUAGCAGAGAAAAACACUGGUGAAAUAAAAGGGAGAUGUGUAUACAAAGGAGAUGGAACUUGA